AUGGUAACAGCAAUACUGCUUGCUCAUCUUGUGCGUGGGCAAGAGCUGAUGAUCGAACAGGAAGGUAGCGGUUUUGAGCUUCCGCAGAAUGCAACUCCUUCGUUGGUGUAUGAUUACGUCAACUGUCCACCGGCCGACGGGGAGAACCCGGAACGGUCAAUGAUGGGUGAAGCGGAAGAUGUUGAUUACAGUUAUGAUUAUUACGACAUAUUAGGAGCUUCGAACAAAUCGGAAAUCAAUGAUUCGGGGGAAAAUGUGACGAUUGAUGAUGAACAGUUGCAGGGUGAAUUGGAGGCAAUCAUUUCGCAGAACAGCACAGUUGAAGAAGAGAAUGACGCAAGCGGAGAUGGGGAUUUGAUUCUUGGAACGUUUAAGUUAAUCAAAUCACCAAAUAUCUACAGUCUGCCGGAUAGCGAAUUACCGGAAGUGAGAUUUUCUGCAUUUACCGAAGAACACCCCGAAGAGGUUAUUUUGACUUCAGAAAACUAUCCACAGCCAUAUCCCAAAGUUGUAAAUAGUUAUGAAAACUUCACUGUUACUGGUGGAAUUGGUGUUCAGGUCACAAUUCACAAUCUUGAUUUGGACCAUGAAAGUGAUUUUCUCUACAUUCGAGGCGGAUCAACCAAUGACAAAGACGAGAAAGGACCCGUCUUGACGGGCACCAUCAAGGAACCAAUUCAGUUUCUUAUCGCUCACACUACGACAUUCAGUGUGCAUUUCGUGUCGCAGCACGCCGAAACGGAAGAGCAAACACACGCCGGAUAUCGACUAACGUACGCACCGUUCGGAACCGUGGUCUCACCAACCACUCCUUCGACUACGGAGAUGAUCGUUCCACGUGACGAACUGCAGUGGCUUCGUAAGGAAAUCUCAAUCAGUCGAACGAUGAUGGCCUCCGUAGAAACGUGGCCAUUGAUUAAGAAUGCUCUGGUUAAUGCUUCGAAUGCUUUUAUCGAGCAGCGACAACUUAAGUAUCAAUUUGCUCGGGUUGAAGAUAUACGGAUUUUGGCUCAGAAAUGUCCGGACACCUGGCCCAAUUACGAGGAAUGUGUUAGUUUGGAAUUCGCAAUACCCUUGCGUCCGCUAGUGGCAGUGCUCGAAGAAGAUUCAGAGGGCUUUGGGUUGGAUGGCAAAGCAAAAAUUCGAGGUAGAGGAUUUAUUUCGCUAACAACCACCGAAGAACCGGUGCAGGAAUAUCAACUCACGGUUGACAAUCUAGAGCAGAUGUGGACUGACUUCGGUGCAAUGGCACUAGCCGAGGUGGGAGUAGAAGUGUAUCAAAUGCCGGAAAAUGAGUCGGUGUUGUUGAUCUGGAUCGCAAUCAGUCUGUGCGUACUGGCGGCGUUCAUUUUUGUGCUGUACAGCAUUUGGAAAAUUGACUUUUUCAAGGAUUACCGAAGAAUUUCACGCUUGAGUCGCGAACCUCAGGAUGAUGAUCGUAAUGAGCUUAAGAAAAAGGAAUUUGACAUCUCAAUGUUUCCAUCGCCCCAUCAGAUUGUGCCGAGUCUUUUCCCUACCGGAGAUCCAUACGGUGAACAGAACCCUCAGUAUGCUUACGAUAAUUCCACAAUGAACCCCUGGCAAGAGGAAACGCACGAAGGCCAGUUCAAUGCGUUCGAAAAGAAUCCUCCGCCUCCGAUGAAGAGAAUGCAGCAGCCACAAGCAUUCGAACCUCUUUCCCCGUUUGAGUACUCACCGGGAGUUGUAGAUUUCAAUGAAAUACCAGAGUCAAGGUCACCGCGAAGAAGUCGAAUCAAUCCUUUCCUCCCACACGAUAAUCAGCUUGAUUCAAGACCGUAA
Messenger RNA from Sabethes cyaneus, 1800 nucleotides. RefSeq lists its product as uncharacterized. NCBI's taxonomy places the organism in Eukaryota, Metazoa, Arthropoda, Insecta, Diptera, Culicidae. The record is from RefSeq and is a predicted model, not a curated record. Bases 1 to 1800 code for a protein of 599 amino acids. The transcript has 7 exons.